Radiomyces spectabilis is the source of this 1371-nucleotide messenger RNA. RefSeq lists its product as uncharacterized. Bases 126 to 968 code for a protein of 280 amino acids. The record is from RefSeq and is a predicted model, not a curated record. The transcript has 3 exons. Lineage: Eukaryota; Fungi; Mucoromycota; Mucoromycetes; Mucorales; Radiomycetaceae.
CGAUUCCAUUUACAUGAACUAACAAUGCCCUACAAUUUGGUAUGAAUUAGAAUAUUAUUCCCGAAUGGCACAAGGUCGAAGAUCGAGUUGAGAAAUUAGCCUCCUAUGUACAGGCUAUAGAAGAUAUGCGCCGAUUUGUCACGGAAAUCAUGCCUCGAACCAAUGAUCUACUCCAUGAUAUUCAGCAAUUACAAGCGUUUCUCGAUCUUCGUGUCAAAAUGUACGAUAAAAACUUGGCCGAAAAUGGUCAGGCAUGGAAAGCUUUGGGCAUGAUGGUCGAUGAUCAACUCAUUGCCACGGCCAAAGAAUGGAUUUACCGCAUCGCGCUUACUUUGCUGGAAGAUAUCUAUACAGAGCAUGGAAAACAACGGGUGUCACCGGUGCAAGACGAGCAGAUGAUGGAUUGUCUUCUUCACGGACUUGAAUUCGUGGGUUCAGCGAUGCAAUUCAUUGGCGUUUCAUCGGUUGAAAUCACGUACCGAUGUCAGAUACUUGCAGAUGUGUAUUUACAGUGGAUCUCGAAAGCGCUGGAAACAUUGAAUAACACAUCACGAAAAGAAAUCGAUUCACCUUGUUUACCCAAACUCUCGAUCAAUAGUAAAUCCAUGCGACCGGAUUUACGAUUAAUGCAUUUAAUGGAACAUACCUCUCGAUUACUGACGGCGCUCCAAUGGGUUCGCGACAUCCGUGAAACCCACUUUGACAGUCCCGCAUGUGUACCGCAAAUUACGGCGACGCUGGUUGAAAUUUGCAUACGAGCAUUAUCGGUUGUGGAGACAAUCAAGAAUGCAGGAGGACACGGUUCAAAUUAUGCAGCCUCGAAACGGACCAAUAUUAUGGCGGACCCUCAAGUGAUUAUCAUGCAUAUGGAAGGCUCCAUUCUAGCCUUUGCAGAAAAAGUUAUUUUACUAUCAAAGGAACAAACCACUUUUCAUCAUCCUAGUGUUCAGGUAAUAUUCCUUGGCUGAUUCAAGUGACAUGGUGGUGAUGUGGCACAAUGGUAUAUUCACUCUGUUCUCCUAUAGCGUCUCCGUUCACGAUUAGAAGACAUUGAAUCCAUGCUUUAAACAUUCAUGUGUUUGUCGAAAACGACUGUUCAAGGGAAACUACUCACUAUGCAUAUUUUCUUUUCCUUCUUUCUUUUUCCUGUUACACUACACAAGAUCAACCCGUCGCUUUCUCCUCAUUGUUUUCUCUGGAAAAAAAAGGCCCUGUUCUGCAAUCAAUAAAAAUCAGCCCGGACGACAUGUCAAUCACGAAAAAUUCUUGCUCUUUGCAUAGGUUGGCGUUUCCGUUCAUUUUAUUUACAACACAACUGCCACCCGAGAUGAAUAAAGUCUAUACAGAAUGUCUGUUUUACCUUUGAUAACG